AUGCAUCUAUAUUCUGUUCAUAUCGCAUCCACCGGCUCUCGCGCGCUGCGCGUCCCGUCUAGUUUUCCACAACUGUUAUUUUCCUAACAUUUUUUUUCCAUGUGGAGUGUAAUCGUCAACGCUGUUUAACGGGGGGAAUCCAGCCCAUAUAUUUAUUGUAGCCGCUCUUGAAUAUUGUGCUCAAGAUGGCCGCCGAUGUGGGAUCGAUGUUUCAAUAUUGGAAGAAAUUUGAUCUCCGGCGGCUUCAGAGGGAGCUGAAUUCGGUGGCGGCACAGCUAGCAGGCCGACAGGAGGAGAGCGAGGACUCCCAUAAGCACCUGGUGGAGCUGAGCCGGGAAUUCAAGAAAAAUGUCCCAGAGGAGGUGUUGGAGAUGGUUUCCCCGGUCCUCAAGAGUUUCCAAGCUCAGGUGGUUGCGUUGAGCCAGCGCAGUAAGGAGGCGGAGUCUGCGUUCCUGGGAAUUUAUAAACAGCUGAUCGAGGCCCCAGAUCCAGCUCCGCUGCUGCAGGCCACACAGGAGCGUCUGGCAGAGCUUCAGCGUUCGGCUCCUGACGGUGACCCUCUGGUCACAGAAAUCUCGGAGCACUGGAGAAAACACCUGGAGUGCCUUGACAAAGCAGAACACACAGAGGAGGGGCCUGUAUCCGUGGAGACGGGGGAGGGGUCGUCACAGCUGCCCCACAUGAUGACCCCAAACAGCACACAGACCGUCCAGGAUGGAGACGCCCCGCUCCAGAAUCACCAGGACACACAGGAAGGGGAGGAAGAUGAAUCAGACGUCACGCUGCCUGUCAGUCUCGGCCAGGCUCAGGACCGGAUCAAAGCGCUUCAGUCAUCGCUCAACUCGGCCCGAACGAAGCUGCAGGAACUGAGGUGUAAAUACGACAAAGAAAUGGCGGGAAAAGUGGAGGAGAUGGGCGCGCUAUUGGUGAACCUGGAGAAGGCCAACCAGAGAGCGGAUCUGGCCCAGAGGGAGGUGGAGAAGCUGAAGGAGCAGCUCGCUGGCUCUUCUAAAGGGACCGGCCCAUCAGAAGACAGACCCAAGGAGGAGAGGAAGCGCGAGGAGCGAGACGAGACCUCGCUGUCCCGGCUGGAGGCGGUGCUGUUCUCCAAGGACCGAGAGAUCCUGCGACUGCUCGAGAGCGUCCAGAGACUCCAGUUCACCUUACAGGAAGUCCAGGACUCCUCGGCCAAUCAGAUCGCAGAGCUGGAGCGGCAGCUUUCCUAUAAGUCAGAAGCUAUAGAGACUCUGGAGGCCAAGCUGCAGUCUCAGAUGGAUUAUGAAGAGAUCAAGACCGAACUCAGCAUCCUGAAAGCCAUGAAACUGGCAUCAGCCAAUGGAAGCUCAUCCCAGGAAUCGGCCAAAAGCGCUGAGGCUCUGCUGCUGGACAAAGACGCCUUUCUGCCCUCUCACAAAUGUCUUGUGGAUAAAGUCCGAGUGUUACACAACAGCGACGAGGGUCACUCUGAGGACUCCAGUAAGGACGUGAGUCGCCCGGCAGGGUCCUAUUCCUCUCCUCCAGGAACACUGCCCAUAGAUGGACGCACUUCCUCCAGCCCGAGACCGCCCAAAACUGACACGCCUUCCUCCAUCCAUGAAAUGCCCCGCCCCUUCUCAGUGUCACCCUUCUCGGGCGAAAAGAUUCCCGGAGAUCAGCUCCUGCAGAAGCAGCUCCUGUCUCCGCUCUUCAAGAAAGACGGCAGCUCCAUCAUGGCGUUCCCCACCGCCCUCUACGCCGCCAAAGCGGCCCUCAUGUCAGCCAACCAGAACGCCUCAAUGCCCAUCGCAAUGGAGACAGGCAUGCCAAGCGACCAAUCGGAGAGCGGAAGCUCAGGGGGAGGAGACGACGAUCAGCUGGACACGGCAGAAAUCGCCUUCCAGGUCAAAGAGCAGCUGCUGAAACACAACAUCGGUCAGCGUGUGUUCGGACACUACGUGCUGGGCCUCUCGCAGGGCUCGGUCAGCGAGAUCCUGGCUCGCCCCAAACCCUGGAGGAAGCUCACCGUCAAGGGCAAAGAGCCUUUCAUCAAAAUGAAGCAGUUCCUGUCGGACGAGCAGAACAUCCUGGCGUUACGCACCAUCCAGGUUCGCCAGCGAGGGAGCAUCACUCCUCGCAUCCGGACUCCUGAAACUGGGUCAGAUGAUGCCAUCAAGAACAUUCUAGAGCAGGCCAAGAAGGAGAUCCAGUCACAAAGAGGAGAGUGUAAGUCGUCUCUGGGCUCCGCAUCAGGACGAAACAGCUCUGGAGGAAGCAGCAGUUCAGACGAAACCAUCAAGAGCAUACUGGAGCAGGCUCGUCGAGAGAUGCAGGCGCAGCAGCAGGCUCUGAUGGAGAUGGAGGUGUGCGGCCGGGCAUCCUCCGGCGAGCGUCUCGCCCUGCAGGACCCCGCCAAGCCUCAUCCGCCCCCCACACCGCCCUUCAUCAAACAGGAAGAGGGUGUGUCCAAUCACACCGGCAGCCCUCAGACGCCCCUGAGCAUCCUGUCCCCCGCCGCCUUCGUCCAAAACAUCAUCCGCCAGGUGAAGACGGAGAUUGGCGAGACCGGUGCGUAUUUCGACCAGCACUGGUCCACGGAGCGCGGUGCGGUCGUGAUGAUGGGCGGCACCGCUCGCCCCUUCACCUCCGUGUCUCCGUCGCUCUCCUCCUCCUCGUCCACGGGACAUGCGUCCAUGCCUCGUCCCUGGCCGCGGAUGGAGAACGGAGACUGUCCCGUGAACGGCGAGGAAGCGUCCGCCCCUGAGGACGAGCCUGUGUUGGGACGGCCGCAGGAGAUCAAGGUUGAGCCGGAUGCAUCGGUCAGCGGAGAAGCACGGGUGUCGUAUUACCCCACCUACAUCCCCCGAACCCUGAAGCCCACCGUCCCGCCGCUGACCCCGGAGCAGUACGAGCUGUACAUGUACCGCGAGGUGGACACCCUCGAACUCACCCGGCAGGUGAAGGAGAAGCUGGCCAAGAACGGGAUCUGCCAGAGGAUCUUCGGAGAGAAGGUGCUGGGGUUGUCUCAGGGCAGCGUGAGUGACAUGUUAUCCAGACCCAAACCCUGGAGUAAGCUCACUCAGAAGGGACGCGAGCCGUUCAUACGCAUGCAGCUCUGGCUGCUGGACCAGCUGGGUCACGCUCUCAUCCAGGGUCAGGGUCAAGAUAAGAGCCCCGUGACGAGCCGCUCGUCCCCGUCUCCUCCUCCGAGUCCUGAGGACGCUCACCCCAGCGUGACCCUGGAGCCCGUGAGUCUGGCGCUGGAGAGCAGUAAAGAGAACCAGCAGCCGCAGCACACCGAGCCCCACGGAGGGAAGAGCACGCUGGGCAUGAUGGUCCCGCAGCAGCCCCCCGCACCGCUGGGCAUCCAGGAGCUGGUGGCCAUGUCCCCGGAGCUGGACACCUACGCCAUCACCAAGAGAGUGAAGGAAGUGCUGACCGACAACAACUUAGGUCAGCGUCUGUUUGGAGAGAGCAUUCUGGGAUUGACUCAGGGUUCAGUGUCUGACCUGCUGUCCCGACCGAAGCCGUGGCACAAGCUCAGUCUGAAGGGACGCGAGCCGUUCGUCCGAAUGCAGCUGUGGCUCAACGACCCGCACAACGUCGACAAACUCCGAGACGUCAAGAAACUGGAGAAGAAAGCGUAUCUGAAGAGGCGAUACGGUCUGCUGAGUCCCGGCUCAGACAGCGAUUCCCCCGGCGCUCAUUCAGACUGCAUCAGUCCGGGUCUGAGCGCGCUGGAGCUCUGCCCCUUCAGCCAGGCCAAGAAACCCCGCGUGGUGCUGGCGGCCGAGGAGAAGGAGGCUCUGAGGAGGGCGUAUCUCCAGGAGCCGUACCCCUCUCAGCACACCAUCGAGAUGCUGGCCGCAAAACUCAACCUCAAAACCAACACCGUCAUCAACUGGUUCCACAACUACAGGUCCCGUAUGCGGCGAGAGGUCCUGAUGGAGGGUCUCCAAGACAAUGACACGGACGCCGAGCACAACAACUACUCCCCUGUAUCCGACCGCGAUGACAGGAAGCAGCCCUCGGUCGUCCGCAGCCGCCCUCUGAGCGCCGGCCCGCGCCGCUUCACCCUUAAACAGGAGGCCAGCGAGCCGGACGAGGAUGAGGAGCUCCGUCUGCGGCAGGCCAUGUGCUUCUCCGUCGGCGUCCAGUUCGCCCAGCUCAAGAGUGACCCGGAAACAGCCCUACACCGCUCGCUGGGCGUCAAAGACGCCGAACCGCCGAGGAACAGCCACGAGGGCGAGGAGCUGGAGAAGUCACCCGAGGAUCCCGUCAGCUUCAAGGCUUCAUCCGAACCGUCCCGGGGCAGCCUGGAGGUGUCGCUCAACUCACCCUCCGCCGCGUCCUCGCCCGGCCUCAUGAUGUCCGUGUCGCCUGUCCCGUCCUCUUCCGCCCCCAUCUCCCCGUCACCUCCCAAUCCGCCGGCUCCGAACCACCAUUACUCGCCCUCACUCAACCCCAAACUCAACAAAAGCACUCAGAGACGCAACGAGAAGAUGGCUAACCUCAACAACAUCAUCCAUCGCCUGGAGCGGGCCGCCAACCGCGAGGAGACGCUCGAGUGGGAGUUCUAGAGCCUCAGAUCUUUAUAAACACCUUUGAGCUAUUUUGAUAAAGUCACUUUGGAUUCUGCGUCACAGCACUAGCUGGUUUUGAGGAGUUAACGUAGCGGUGUCAUGAAAUGCACACUGACGUCUUGUAGAUUGCCACUGGGUGAGAUUAUGAAAUAAAAGACCUCUGUCUUAAGCCAUCAAAAAGCACUACUUAUUUAAAAAACAAAACGAGAGAGAGAGAGACAAUGACCAAAUUUGCUAAUUUUUGAAUAGCAGUUUUUCAACUUUUGUCUGUAAGACGGGACAGCGGAGUCAGGUGAUGCGCGACAGCUUCGCUCUGACCGAGGGAUAGUCCUAAAAGACUCUAAAUAGUGGACAUUGCAUAUGUAUUUAGUUUCUUGGUGACAUGUUUUGGAUCUUUUGUUAUACAAGCGUACAACGUGUGAUUGUGUGUGUUGUAGAAGUCGUCUGCAAUAGCCUUCUCUGAACAAGAUGUAGCAUGAACAUCAUUUACCCUCUGUUUCCUCUCUAGAUAGUAACCUGUGAUAUACUUGAGCGAUGCUAUAAAAAGAGAAAAAUGGCAAAAAACAAGAAAAAAGGAAAUGUAAAAAGUCGGUACGAUGGUAGAUGCAUUCUUGAUUUUUUUUUUUGAUACUUUGAAGUUUUACAUUCACAGUUUAAAAAAAUUGUUACUUUGUAUUUUUGUUGUUUUUCAGUACAAAUAUCUAAAUAUUUUUAAAUCAAGAUGUUUACUUGAGAAGCAAAAAGACACAAGUUUUUGCUUAAAACAAAUUUUUUUCUUAUCCCAUCAGCAGAUGUUUUUCUUGUUUUAAGCAUAAUUGUUUUUUUCUGUAAACAAGGCUUAAUAUCAUUAGAAUUGUAAACAAUUAAAAAAUUAAGUUAGAUUUUGCUUAAAAAAAUGUUAUCAGUGGGAUAAGAAAAUCUUGGUUUACCACUGAAAAAACUAAUUUGCAGAUUUAUUUUUGUUUGUUUUAAGCAUUAACACUUUAAUGAAAAUGAAUUCAUUGAAUCAGUCUUUUUUUACAGUAUAAAUAUCUAAUAAUAAUACUUAAAUUAAGAUUUUUAAAAAAUUAUAAAAUAAGUGAGUAUGCUUAAAAAAAGACAAAAUAUGACCGUGUUGUAAAAUUUUUUGUUUUUACUUUUUUCUUAACCCACCAACAGAUAUUGUAAGCAUAAACUCAAUAAAAAAAAGUUUUUCAGAAAAAAGGCCUUACAUAUUAAAUCGAUUCACAUUAAAAACAUGAAAAAAUAGCUUUGUUUUUUUUUUUUAAAACAAAACAAAAAACAAAUCUGUAAGUGGGCUAAGAAAAAUAAUAAGAAGAAAAAUAGUCUUGUAGUUUAUUUUUUUAAGUUUAAGUUUUCUCACUCCACUGACAGAUAAUUGUUAUUAUCUGACAUAAUAAUGUUAAAUAUAAAGUCACUUCAUUUGAAUUUUUUCAGUAGACAUCAUAUCACAAGUCAUUUUGCUUCUCAAAUGAAUGUGUCUUGAUUUAAGAAUUGUUUGAUAUUUUUUAAUGGAAAACAUUAAAAAUAGUGAGUCAUAAACUCAGUUUUUGUGACCCAUUCUUAAUAGUUGAUUCCAGCUGUACCUCAGUGUCCCGACGAGCUGGUCUCACACAAACACACUCGGGCCAGUGCACGUCCUGAGUCUUUCCCUGAAAGGUUUGGAUAUAAUGUAAGAUAAGUUUCAGUCGAGCUUCAAAGACCAGCGACUGGUGGACAGGGACGGGUUUUCACGGGGAAUGGUUAGCAUGCAUAUGUUUUAAACUGAUCAGUGAUGCAGUCUCGUUCCUCAUUUCCUCCCUCAUGAGAGCCGUGUGUCUCUGCAAACUUCCACCGACUGAAUGAAACAACAUCAAGUGGAGAAGACUGUAUGUUUAUCUACGGCGGUGGGACACUUUACUGUAUGUUCAGGUCAUUUUAUAAUUAUUAAAACACAUUUUAGCAGGGAGUCUAAAAUAAAUGCACUUAAAAUUGAAUUAUGACACACUGGAAAUCAGAUGAGAAUCUGUUUUCAGUGUGCUUUGUUUAUUUCGUAUCCCAUGAGCACUUGGUCUACUUUGCUGUAUGUAAGUGAUUUUGAUAUUUAUGUGCUCGUUUUACUGCAGGAGAUUUUAUUUCAUAUUAAAAGGCCAGAAACACACUCUAUGCAAGUAUGUUUUUCAGCUAGUUGACAUCUAUCUCUGAAAUGCGUCUUGAGGAAUGAGGCCUGUCUCUCUGACAAAACCAGACUUUGUAGACGGUAAGAAGUGAUUCUGCAUGUUCAGGUUUACUGACUGUUCUGGAGGACAGUCCCAUGAAAGUGAAGCUAGCACGAUUUUGUCAUUAGCAAAAUGCCUAAAUUCACUUAAAGUAGAAAUAGUGUUUCCUUCCCUGCAGGGAAAAAAGUGUCUUGUUAUUCAGUACAAAUAUCUAAAAAGUAUUAAAUCAAAAUAUAUUUGAUUAAGUUGAUGCUUAAAAUUAAGCGAGUGUAUGCUUGAAACAAGAAAAAAAACUUAUUCAAAAGGGAAAACAUCAUAUAUUAAUAUUUUUACUUGUUUUAAGCAUACAAUCACUUAAUUUUGAUUAAUGUUUCAGCAAACAAGACUUAAUAUCUUAGGUAUUUUUUAAGUAAAUAUAUCUUGAAUUAAGAAUGCCUAAAUAUUUGUACAGCUGGAAAAAAAAUAGUGGUGUUUAUAUCAGUGAUUCUCACUCUUUUUAACACCAAGGCCUCUCUCUGUCCAAUACAAUUGUUACAUUUCCCCAAAUAUAAGAUGUUUCCUCUUGUGUAUUCAUUGUUUUUACUCUUGUACCAUUUAAUCAGACAUGAUAUUAGGGUUGCUAGUUAUAAAUGACCAACUUGAAUUAAUCUUAGCUAAACUUAGUUGAAUUAAUUUGCUGAUUUAGCAUCAGUGGAUUGCGUUCAGACACUUUUCUCUUGUGUCGAUGGAAACACACACUUGCGUAGAGUCUGUUUCAGGUCCAACACUGAAUUACACUAAAAUGAGAAGCAGAUGUUCGUUCGCAAACGCAAUAGAAAUCCGAAAGCAAAACAAACACUGUUUUUCUUGAACAGAACGGACUGUUUGUGUUGUGCAACUCUCUCACGAAGCUGAAAAGAUGUGUUCGAUCAGUCCAGAUGUGUUUUUGCUGCUGUCGAUCGAUUAAAAUGACGUUUUGCAGGUCCUCAAUACCACACCAGAAAAAUACAUGCAGCACUUAGAAACCCCUGAAUUCUUCUGCGUUUGUCUUUGCCUUCGUCUCAUCGAGGUUGUUAGGAAACACUUGCACAUGAGGAUCGGAUCUUAAAACAUACUGUAUGUAAAUAUCUAAAUAAAUAUUACACAUUUACUGAAAGGGAUAUAUCUUAGGUCCUUGACACUAGCGUGCUGAUGAUAUUUAAUAGAGUGUACAGUUAUAUUAACCAAACACAUAGAGCCAGAGGUGGUCUGGCAAGCUUGCCCAUGUUCUAGAAACUUCUCUCAGGGUAGACUUGCUUCUCUAAGCUUUACAAAACCUGUCAGGUCACAGCACUGGUCAGCGUUUACUGUUCCUAACCGCCGUUUGCUUUUCUUUCAGUGUUCUCGACGAAGUGUAAAUCUCUCGGAUCGUGCGAUUUGUAUAUGUGAUCAACUGGAAAUAAGAAUCUCAUGUACUAGAAUUCAUACUCUUAAUAAUUAAUAAGCAACAAAAGGUCCAGAAUAUCUGAAGGCAUCUCAUCUGAACGCAUGGGACUGACGCCAUCAGAAACCUUUACUGCUGAUUCAAAUGAAACAACGACUGCUACUUGUUUUUUUAUCUCCCAUGUAAUAAAUAUCUCUGAUGACAACAGAUUUUUAGCCAUUCUAAACUGCUUUUGUUUACUUAAUGCAUUUUUGUUAACACUGGAAUCUUAUGUUGUUGUUUUUUUUUUUUUUUGAGGACCGAGAAUGUUUGUGUUUCUUGUAUUUUUGUUUAAGAAAUCAGCACUUACAGGACUGUUGGAAGUGUCUUAUUGACAUCUGUUAGAAUGAAAAACUCAUUUUAAAAACUAAAAAUAUUUUUUGCUGUUUCCCACCCGUCACCAAAUUAUUUUUCCAAAUUACAAAACAACAACAACUACAAUAAAUAAUUGUUUUAUUUACAUGUUUUUUUUUUUGGAAUUUUGUUGUGCAUUUUUGGCAUUUUAGUUUUUUUUUUUUUUCGCCUGUAAAGGUGUUUAUUUUAGUUUAUUUUAGUACAUCAAGUUUAAAUCGAUUAAAUAAAGUUGCUUCCUUUGCAAUGAGAUUUUUUUUUUUAGAAGUUUUUUUUUUAGUUAAUUUUUUCAAAUAAUGAAUGCAUUAAGUUUUAGUUUAACUUCAAUAGCCCUCGUCCCAGAACACGUCAUAUAAAAUAAACACAACAUAAAAUGUUUGACCUCCUGAAGAUAAUUACCUACAUUUUGUAAAGGUGAAGCGUCUCCUUUCACAAACCACUUGCUGAAAAGGAAAAUAGCUUGAUUUUGUCAAGCAUUUCAGGCUGUUUUGUACCUUAUUUGUGGAAAGUUGCAUUAAAUUAGAGGUCAUAAGUAACUCGGCCAAAACAAGAUUACUUUAAUUUCUCUGGUGCUUGAGUGUGUUUGUAUUUGAAUUAUCCCAGAGUCCUCAGAAACACUGGCUUAUUGUUUAUUCGAAUAUUAGUAAUUAAACAGCCUCACUGAAGAAUUAAAAAACUGUCAGACUUGAAAACAUAAUUGUCGGUUAUGCUUAUGAUUAAGUGUGUGUGUUUGUGUUUGGAGUGUGUGUAAAUGAGGCUCUGUGAUGAUUACAAGAUUGAAAUCUCAAAUGAGCAGGAGGCAAAACUCUUUGGUUGUUCCUCUUAUGCGCUGAAAGUCUGGCUAGGUAAUAGUCAUUUUUUUCCUCAUUCCAAUUUCCUGUAACGUUCUGGUGUGUUUGCACACACUUCCCAUGACCUUGUGGCAGAGCACUUAAAGCUUUGGUUGUUAAAGAGAGGACAAAUAAAUGUCAAAUGUCAUGUGUCUUUUAAUCACAUACAGUAUGUAUUGAGUCAUUAUUGAAUACAGUACAUCGCUGUAUAAACUUA
This is a messenger RNA of Carassius gibelio (silver crucian carp), 9596 nucleotides long. RefSeq names its product homeobox protein cut-like 2. Lineage: Eukaryota; Metazoa; Chordata; Actinopteri; Cypriniformes; Cyprinidae. Gene Ontology annotation, biological process: regulation of DNA-templated transcription. The coding region runs from base 186 to 4556 and encodes 1456 amino acids. The transcript has 22 exons. The record is from RefSeq and is a predicted model, not a curated record. Gene Ontology annotation, molecular function: DNA binding; DNA-binding transcription factor activity, RNA polymerase II-specific.